CUUCCUGAGAAGGAACAUACUCAUAGGCCGGAAGCGAAAAACACAAGAGGAGGAUGGCUUGCGCUGCUACAGCUUGCCGCCAGACUGGUUGCUGCAGAGAUGAAGAUGACGGAGAAUUGGUGGCGUCGACAAAGAAGAAAGCUGAGGAGCCCAUCAUCAAGACCAAUUCAGUUUCAACUGAUACUGCUUCUUCCAAUACUUCUAAUUCAACUAAUGCUUCUUCUUCUGAGGGGUCUGGGCAUCGUCAGAGUCUCUGCGUCAAGUGCAAGACCGACGAAGCCCUCAUCGGAGAUGAAAGUCGCCUCUGCUUCGGAUGCUUUCGUUCAUCACUCUUUGGAAAGUUCAAGGUCACCGUCACCACGAAAGAUUUGAUUUCUCCCCUUGAUAAUGUCCUUGUCGCUUUCUCCGGUGGUCCUUCCUCCAGGGUGGCUUUACAAUUUGUACAUGAGCUGCAACAAAAAGCACAAAGGAAUUUGGAUGCUAGCAGAGACAAAUCAUUACCAGUGUUUGGUGUUGGAAUUGCCUUUAUUGAUGAAAGUGCUAUUUCUUCCAUCCCUUCUCAUGAAUUUGGGCAAGCAAUCCAAGAUAUCAGAUCGAUUGUGUCAAGUUUAGCUCCACCGGCAAAAGAGUUGUUCAUUGCACCGAUUGGAAAUAUUUUUUCUUUGGACUCCAAUGAUGGAAUUGAGAGAUUGAAUGAGUUACUGUGUGCAAUUAAUGAUGUAACUGGGAAAGAAGAUCUUUUACGGUAUCUACGUAUGAUAUCCUUGCAGAAGAUUGCUUCUGAGCAUGGAUACAACAAACUGGUGCUAGGAUCAUGCGCAUCAAGGAUUGCUUGCCAUGUCAUUUCAGCAACUGUGAAGGGCCAAGGUUACUCUUUACCAGCAGAUAUACAGUAUGUUGAUGCAAGGUGGGAGGUUCCAGUGGUACUUCCUCUUCGGGACUGUCUUAUACAGGAACUAAAAGUGCUGUGUCACCGUGAGAGCUUGAAGACCCUGGAGCUGCUUGAUGGUCCUCAUUCUGGCAUCAAUGGUUUGGUGUCAUCAUUUGUUACUCUCUUGCAGGAAGAGAAUCCUUCCAGAGAGCCCACCAUAGUAAGAACAGCAGAAAAGCUUACUCCAUUUAAUUUCAAUAGGCUACCAGAAACCAAUGACUCUAGCAAUCAUUUGUCUUUCCGAAGGCGUCACAAGAAGUUGAAUUUCAUACCAAAUGAAUCCAAUCCAUCAGAAUUUUUCUGUCCAAUCUGCAACAGCCCAAUCAAGAAUUCAGAUCUGGAAAGUUUGAGAAGUAAUCUUGGGCAUUCUGAAACUAAUGCUGAUAUUUUUUGGGCAAGCUGUUGUUCCAGUUGCCAAUUUCAGAUACUUCCAAAGGAGCCAUCACCGAUGGAGCAUUUCUAUUCACUUCUCCCAAAACCAGUGGUUGCUCGAGUGAGGGAUGGCAUCUGCUCUAACCAAGAUUGGCUUAGGGAGCAAAUAAAGGAUUGCUUGCUUUCAGAUGACGAAGAAGGAAGCUGAUUUUUUUCCUUUUUUUGGGUAACCAGGCCAGUCUAUAUAUGAUCUUACCAUUAAGUAAUUGGCACGAGGUUGCUUUAAGCCACUACACGCAGAUUUUUCAUCAGAAAGACUGCACCUGAAGAUCCUUAUGAUCUCAGUUGGGUCAAUUACCAAGAUAGUCUGUUAAUAUGAACUGUGUUCUAUAUAAAAAAUCACACCAAACUGGUGUUAACUAAGCCACUCAAGCAUAUUGAACUUCAGCUCAAGCCUGCCACAGCUACUCAAGCAGGAGUCUUUCUGAUUGUUCUUGACAAAAAGUGGUGAGGCAUCAGUAUUUGACUAUUUAUACUUUCCUCCAGUCUUACAAGUUUUCAGCUUUUAGUCUAAAAUAUUUAAAGGCAAA
Messenger RNA from Telopea speciosissima, 1893 nucleotides. RefSeq names its product cytoplasmic tRNA 2-thiolation protein 2. Gene Ontology annotation, cellular component: cytosol. Lineage: Eukaryota; Viridiplantae; Streptophyta; Magnoliopsida; Proteales; Proteaceae. Bases 54 to 1511 code for a protein of 485 amino acids. The record is from RefSeq and is a predicted model, not a curated record. The transcript is spliced from 7 exons. Gene Ontology annotation, biological process: tRNA wobble position uridine thiolation. Gene Ontology annotation, molecular function: tRNA binding; sulfurtransferase activity.